Messenger RNA from Podospora anserina S mat+, 321 nucleotides. RefSeq lists its product as uncharacterized. The coding region runs from base 1 to 321 and encodes 106 amino acids. The record is from RefSeq and is a predicted model, not a curated record. Lineage: Eukaryota; Fungi; Ascomycota; Sordariomycetes; Sordariales; Podosporaceae. The transcript has a single exon.
AUGACACGCCACCUGAACCGACGCAAGCCGGAACAAAUUUGCCACCAACAGGAGAUACAGCGGAGUCACUAUUUGUCACCCCUUCCCCAUCAACUACUGUUAACCAUGAAGAUUCCUCGGUCGACUCUAUUCCACCAUCGAGCUCUGAUAAUGGGAUACGACCGCACCGCAGCCGCCAUCCCCCGAAGAAAUAUGCCGAGUUGGAUGACUUCUUUUUUUCCAUGCUUUUGUACGACGUCGAAAGCAGCUUAUUUCCCCGAGAUUAGCCUCGAUCGGAGUGUCUGCCUACCAGUCGUGAGCGCUGCUCCGCCAAAGGACUAG